ACAAGCUCGAACUUGCUCCUUUCUUCUUGGCCCGGCGACCAAAGCUUCUGACUCACGAGGCCGGGAGCAAGGUUCCAGCUCUCCUUCAGCAUAUUCCUCCCAGUCUCUCACACACAUCGAUGGCUGAACAAAAUAUCGGAUUAGACGCGGCGGAAGCCGAUGCCUGCAAGACAAUCUUUGGGCGGCUAAAACGAUCGAUCAAGAAUCAUCAGCAUAUACGAAGACUGGUAGGCCAGGCUGGGACACGAAGCCAGACCGGCGACCAGUCCAGAAAAACAAUACAGAAGCCGCUCAGCCAACGCCUCCAAACACGCUCGCUCCAGAUCUUCCUCCCGCCUACCACGAUGCUGCCAGACAAGAGAAAUGGACUAUGAUAGGCAACAACAGGUUCAAACGUGAAGUCCUCGUCAACAGCAGCAAGAAAACUCAGUACGGGCUCAGCGAUCCUGGGGGAAGUACGCCGGCGGCCGUUUUUACCUGCAAGAGGCCCCACAUGAACGUCGCUCUCCGCCGUGUGAGGAUAACCAUAGAGCUCAUAAAACACAGAGAAAAGCUGGAGCAUGGUUGUCACUGUGACUUUGAGUAUCUCAAGACUGGCAAGACCAAGCGCGACACGUCAAGAUUGUGUAUCCGAAGACCAGGUAAAACUAGAAAAAGAAUCGUGAAGCAGAUGGACAAGCAUGAUAAAUUAUGCGGCUGCGGUGCUUUCGACUUUCCGGAGACCAGAAAACAGGCCGCAGACUCCUAAUGGCCAUUUUCCAGGGCCAGUGAGACGACAAGAAUAAUAAUUCAGCACAACGGAGAAUGCAAGCGUGGUGGCGAGAACAAAGUGAGGAAAGAGGUCGAGCUGGAACAGCCAAUCAGAGGGCGAUAGAUUAGCUCGUCAUCUCCAUAGUUCGGCAAUAAGAAAAGUAUAUCUCCAUGGAGAGGAUCGCGAAAUCCAUCUUGAG
Molecule: messenger RNA, 950 nt
Organism: Aureobasidium subglaciale EXF-2481
Lineage: Eukaryota; Fungi; Ascomycota; Dothideomycetes; Dothideales; Saccotheciaceae
Exons: 1
Coding region: 371-748 (125 amino acids)
Source: RefSeq, a predicted model, not a curated record